AUGAGCGAACUCUGUUUUGAUAAUGAAAAUCCUCAAGAUAUAGUUUCUCAAGGAGUUUGGAAUUUCUUUAACAAAGGUGCUUCUGUAAAAGGUCAUUGUUCAGGACAGUGUAAGAAAUGUGGAGCAUUUUGGGCAUGUGCCAAACCUGUAGAUUUAGAAGAACAUUUAGCUUUAGACUGUCCUAAUCAAAAUAAGGAUAUUAUAGAUUUUUAUACUCAAAUUAUUUCUAAUCGACAAGGUCAUGGCCAGACAGUAUCUCAGAAACUUAUACCCAGUAUUGAACAAAGUAAAAGAAAGCAUAAACUUGCAGGUGAUCAAGCAUCAUUAUCUGAGUUUUUAGAAAGUACCAAACUAACUUCACAGUGUGAAAAUAAUAUUAAUUCAGCUUUAAUCAAAGCAUUUGUA
Messenger RNA from Cetraspora pellucida, 405 nucleotides. Lineage: Eukaryota; Fungi; Glomeromycota; Glomeromycetes; Diversisporales; Gigasporaceae. The record is from the annotation of a GenBank genome assembly.